Anopheles nili is the source of this 1740-nucleotide messenger RNA. RefSeq lists its product as uncharacterized. The transcript is spliced from 6 exons. NCBI's taxonomy places the organism in Eukaryota, Metazoa, Arthropoda, Insecta, Diptera, Culicidae. The coding region runs from base 1 to 1740 and encodes 579 amino acids. The record is from RefSeq and is a predicted model, not a curated record.
AUGCAGUGGCACCAUUCGACACUGGCAUCAGUGACGGUUGGGCUGAUCCUGCUGUGUGCCCAAUCCGUCAGGACGAUCGAGGUGCACGAGGACGUGCACGAAGAACCCCCGAUGGGGUUGGCACCCCAACCGGACACAAGCCCACCCACACCACCCCACAGGGUGGCACAUUCCAGUGGUCCGGUUAACGAACGCGAUGUAAACGACCCACCACCAGGAGGGGCUAGUGAUGGAAAUUUCACCGCAUUUCCCAGCAACCACCGGCCGCAUUCCGGGCACACGUCAUCACCAUUAGCGACGGAAGUGGUUACGCCGACCGCGAGGCCGGUUACGACCGCAAGCGUCACUUCCUACACCGGUGCACCGCCGGUGCAAUCGGCGGGACUUUCGUCGUACCGAGCCGCAACCGGUCCACUGGGACGUGCGACGGCCAGCAACACAGCGAUCGUAACCGAUCGAUCCGUACAACACCAACUAUCAGGCUACCGGAAACGCCAGCUGUACGCAAGUGCGGCUCCACGUCCGAACGCCACCGGAAGUGGUGCUUUCAGCAAAGCGUUCGUUCCUUCACCCGAAGUGGUGCCGUUUUUCUCCGAAGACAGUCCGCUUCCGGCCACGGGACCUGUCGAUGCAUCCUACCCGGCAGGUCCUUCGGAUGGGGGUGACUCACGGUGGUACGCCGGAACCGGAUUGCCAGGGCUUGGCUCCUCAAAGCCCCCCACAGGUGGUGGUUCCUCGGAGGAUACCGGCAGAUGGGAACAGAAGUACGUCUGGACGGGUCAACGAGGACAGCCAGUUAGUUUUCCGCAGGAACAGGCUCAAGUGCACUUCCCCACACCCAAGGGCAAGUGGAAAUGGGUGCCAGAGGGUGAGGAGGACACUCGCAAACCUCCCUCCGACACACCGUUCUCGUCCUCGGGCACACUCGAAGACCCACAGCAGGCGUUUUUCGGACAGCAGCCCUUCAUCUAUCGCACGCCUUCCCAAAACCAACCGUACUCGUUUGAUCGCGUCCCGAUCGAAGGCUCACCGCCCUUCAGCGUGGAGUCCACGAUCAUUAACGGCACUAGCAGCAGCAGUAGUACAACCACCGGCAGUAGCAGUAGCAGUGAGAGUACCGAAGGAAUCUCGGGUGGAUCAACAACGGUCAAACUCGCCGGGAAAGAGGACGCUCAUCUCAAGGGCAUUUCACCGUGGAAGAAAAUCAUUCACGUUCUGAGCGCAGCCAUCCCGAUUGGGCUGCUAAUUUCGGCCCUCACGCCACAGGUCGUCUACAUCAGCCCGAACGCCACGCAGCCCUCAAUUCAGCUGCAGACACCAACUCCGGUCAGUGGAUCGAGUCUGUCGGGUUCAGGACUUCGCCAACGCAGCCUUACAGCCUCCGAUCCGGCGGCUCUCGUGCAGUUGGUGCGCAAACUAAGUGCGCUCGAGGGCGCAAACGAACUGCCCCAAGGGCCACCGGACACGAACCUGAACCUCCUGAACACCUCGGACGGAGGUGAACUGCACGGGUGUGAUUGGGAGCUGCUCUGCCAACUCGCCCACCAAGGAAUGUCCGACUCGGCCGGAUCGGACCCGCUCCACCGGAUGCUGUGGAAGAUCGUGCGCGAGACUCCCGCCGAGUGGACGGGCCGGCUUGGGUUGGACGAGGUGUUCCGUUUGAUCCGGGCUGGGGAUUGUGGUCGAUUGCGGCACACCUGUGGUCAGGAUACGCGUGAAUCGGACGAGGAUCGCACCUGA